UUUUUUCCACAUAUCGGCGCGACGUCUUAAUUUCUCGAGAAUGCGCGAGACUUUGUUGCCACGCUCAUCGCAUACUGUAAACAAUGUGUAGUCUGUUGUGCACAGGCUCUUGCUCCAGCGUUCGUCUGUAGGGAUACUGACUAUAUACAUGUCCUGACUUUGAGAACAAAAGCAGCAUGGAAGGAAAUGUGGAUGUCUUCGGUGUGGGAGGAGAGGAAGAAGAGAUCAUGGACUAUGAUGAUGGUGAUGACCUUAAUUUCAGUACAGACAGUGAAGAAGAGUAUGAAAAGAACAGCGACAAACAACAAGAGUACCCAAAGACACCUGAGGAGCGCAUUACAUGGCAGGAGCAUAUUCGCAUGAUUCACUUGCGUAGUCAUCUGAAUCAAUUGGCAGAAAAGUUGAAGCAUGCUUUCUACAAUGUAGAAAAAAUAAGAGAGGAACUGAAAAAGUGCCGUACUCACAAACGCCAGUUGCAGAGUGAACGCGACUCAUUGUUCAAGCAGAUGGAAGAACAGGAGAGCAAUAAAGCAGCCAUAUAUCGAUUGCGAGCUGCGCACAAGCGGGUCUGCUCAGAAUUAGAUGAGGAGGAGAAGCUAGAGAGAACAAUUCAGGAACAAGUGGAGAAGGCAGAAUAUGACUUAGCUUUGGUUGAGGCAGAAAAAGGCAAGUUUAUUUUGGUUGAGGAGGAGCUGCUGCAGAAAGAGCAACAACUCGCAAAAGAGAAAAUGCAGUCAGCACACGUGCGGCAGCAGAAAGAGCAAAGACUUGCUGUUACUGCUCGGAUCACGAGAAUGAAGGAAACAAGACAGAAAGCACAGUUAGUGAAAGAAGAACAGCAAAGGCAUUGCAAAGCAAUAAAGGAUGCUGAGCGUAGCCAUGAACAAGCCAGCAAGUACCUGAAGAAAACUUUGGAGAAAAUGAAGAAGCAGCAGGAAGUUGAGCAAGAACGCUACCAAUGUGAGAUGCAGCGGAAAAUGGACAUGCUAGUAAAGCUGAAGGAAGACAUGGGUCCAUUAAAUGACUUUUUUGAGUUGAUUCUUUUUAAAAAGGACAAUAUGAAGGUAAUACGUGCACGAGACAAGGCUCUGGAAUUAGAAAGACAACUAGAAGAAGCUGCAGAGUAUCAGAGAAUCUUAGAUGAGGGAGGUAAUGCUGACCAACAGCUAAACAUCAAGAAGCGACUAAAUGAUCAGGCUGAGAAGAAAAAAAUGUUUGAAGAAAAGCAACUGGAACAAAGCACAUUCAUACUUAACAACAUCAUAUAUGAAGAGAAACAGUUGCAGAAGAGAAAGAAACAGCAGCCACAACUGUGGAAUGAGCCUGCCUGGGAAAAGACCUUACGAGUGGCUCCUCAUAAGCAGAAACCAGUCAAGCUUUUAGAAGAUUAUAUCAAUUCCUCAUAUGGUGAAGUCAAAGGUGGACCAGAGUUGAGAGACAUGACCUUUAAGCAGGAAGAUGAAAAGCAAGAUAAGGAGAAGGUUGUGCAGGAGGAUGAGCUCAGAAUCCAUGACAGCACAGACUCUAGUGAUGAUGAAGCCAAAGAAGCAAGAGGAGUCAACCUGGCAGUACCUGAGUUUGAGGGAUUAUGGGAACAACAGAUAUUACCACCCAAGGUUACUAAGGAUGUUCAAACAUCUUCUAAGCGUCCAGGUGCAAGUAAAAUGGACAAGGAAAUUCUAGAGAAAGUCUUAAAGAAGCACCGUGAGCACAUCGUUGUAAAGCAGAUUGCUGUUGGCCGUGAGUUCCAUGGUUGCUCAUUUAACAGUAAACCUGAGGUCAUUCAUUUCAAGGAUAUUGAUGUGGGAAAGACAUACAAAAAGAAGGUUGUGCUAACCAAUGUGUCAUACACUGUUAACUAUUGUAGGUACACUGGGAUGACAGAGAGACUAAAAGACUUCAUUAAAGUCAAGUUUGAUCCUCCAGGUCAAAUGUCAGCUGGAAUGACUUGCAACUUAGUUGUCACCUUUAAGCCAAUGAUUAAUGAAAGCCUGUUUGGAGAAAUAAACUUUCUUUCUCAGACUGGCCCAUUCAGUAUUCCACUUCACUGCACAAUCAAAAAGUGUGACCUUCAUUUGGAUGUAGACCAAGUGGACUUUGGCACAGCUGUGAUAGGGGAGACAUUGAAGCGCUCUAUCACUCUGUCUAACCUUGGAGGACUGGGCACCAAAUUUGACUUUUUCAAAGUGACAGGUAUGAAGCAGCAUACAUUUACAACUGGAGAAACUUCACUUGGCAGGCUAACCUCAGACUCUCUUCAUGGAGUCAGUGCUGACUCAGAAGUGACACCUGAAAAGGUUGGACAGCAGGGGUUAUUUGACAUUGCUGAGGAUCUACAAGAAGUUCCAGUUUCAACAGAGGUCGUGCAACAAACAAGUGAAAUACUCCAAGCUGAAGGAAGUGAGUUGGCAGACACAGCUGCAGUGGACACAGAGGUGCUUGCAGAUAGCGAAAAGAUGGGCCCCCGGGAACUUCCUGAAGGUGCUUCCCCAGACCUUGCUGUGAGUGAGGUGGACUGCAAUCUGGAUGGCAUGCGAGUGGGCUCUGUGACAACAGGCGAGAUUGGCCCAUUGAGCUCUGUGCAGCUGGACAUCAUUUGGCAUCCCACAAUCCCUGGCCAAGUACAGUCAGAAUUUCUUGUCACAUUUGCUGAUACCCAGGCAACUUCACUGGCAGUGUCAGCUAUAGCCAACGGUAUCGAUGUUCCAGUGUGGGUUGAGCGACAAUCAGUAGAUCUUAAGAUCUGUGUGUUUGAUCGCCUGUAUCAGGACACCAUCAUUAUAAACAAUAGGGCUACCACAGCUCUGAAGCUGAAAUUUGAGGUUUGUCGUGAGCUGCACAACUACAUGGAAAUCUUGCCACGUACUGGAUACAUCCAAGCACAGUCACAGUUCAGUACUCAGCUGAAAUUUUUGCCAAGAAAAUCCCUGGCUGAAGAUUCAAAGAAAUACUUUGAUGCUGAGACAGGUGUGCUGGAAGCUCCAGUUCUGAUUUUUGUGGCUGACCAGACUAACCCAGUUUCAUUCGCCGUACAAGCUGUUGUGACAAAUUCGGACAUGGAGUUUGAUGUACAAGAGAUUGACUUUGGCCAUUGUACUGUAUAUGAAUCUGUGUGCACGACAAUUCAGCUGACUAACAAGUCAAUCCUGCCACAACAUUAUGGCUUCCUUGGUCUUCCCGAGUAUGUGGAAGUACAACCAAAUGACGGCUUUGGGACACUGCUGCCUUUGGAAACCAUAAAGCUGGAUGUGAUCUUCAGUCCACAAAAAGCUUAUGACUACAAGUUUGAUCUGAUCUGCAAGUCUGUGAUAGAUCGAGACUUUAAAAUUUCCUGUAAAGGGGUUGGGGUACUACCUCCCCUGCAGCUUUCCAGUCAGGUGAUACGUUUUGCUGCCACAGCGGUGUUUGAUGUCUCCACAGCAAGUCUACAUGUCAUCAACUCGCACAAAAGCACCAAUGAGUUUGCUCAUCCGGUUCCUCGGAUAGGCACCAAAGGAGACAUUUGCCCUGUUGGACUCACGUCUUUUGAGUUUGUUGUUCCACAAGAUGCACCUGUCUCAAUUUCUCCAUCUGUUGGGACAGUUGCACCUGGAAAAAAAGCUCUCAUUCAAGUCAGAUUCAGGCCGUCACUCACUGAUGACGAAAUACAGCAAGAAAUGUUGCGUCUGAAGACAAAGAUGGAGGCUUUGCAGUUGGAACAAGAUGAGAAACUUGAAAAGGAUACAUUAGAGCAGACACAGAAAACAGUUCAAAGAGUAACAAUGUUCACUGCUAAAAGUUCUCCUUUGCAUGCUGUUGCCACUGCAUCAUUGUUGCGUCAGUUUGAGGCCACUGUCAGUACUGUUGUGAUUCCCUGCUAUAUUGCUUCUAGAGAACCGUCAGGAAAGUUAUCACACAGCAUAGAAAAUACGCUGUAUCUGGAAGUUCGUUGCCCAGUGGUCAAGCCCCAGCUGAUUGUAAUUUCUGACAGUGGGAAAACCACAGUGGAUUUCAGUGAGGUAUCUAUCGGGCAGAGCACAUAUCGUUCUGUCACCAUCCAAAACAUCUCUGACAAGAUGGUGAAGCUGUCUUCAACCAUUCUUGACACCCUGGGGCCAUUUGUACUGGUAAAUGCUUUGAGAGUGCUCGCCCCUGAGGCAACCCACACUUUGAUUAUCUCCUUCACACCAACAGCUGGUCACAUUUUUCAAGAACCACUGCAGGUUAAGACUGGAACCUCGUCACUGCACUUGAUGCUGGUUGGACGAGGUGUGAGUCCUGUUGUCAGACUCAGUGUGGAGAAUCAAUUGUUAGACAUGGGUCCAGUGUUGGUGAAUGAAUACGUUGAGAAAUCCUUCAAGAUUGAAAAUACCUCCUCUGUGGCCAUUGACUAUGUCAUCAAGUUGGACAGUCUUUCCUACAGUCAUCACAGCAAAGCUCAGAGCUUACCUCACUUUCUGCAUGCUCAAAGCACCCUCACUAACUAUGUUGGUGUGCAAAACUAUAAUGGACAGAAUGUCUUUGAUGUUGUCCCAGCAGAAGGCACAAUUCCACCAGGAGAAACCAAGGAUAUUAUGGUGACCUUUGCUCCUGACCAUGAAAGCAUACACUACAGUGAUGGUAUUCACAUUGAAUUGUUCAGUGAGAAGGAGAGUCACUUCUUCCAGGUCACAGGGGAGUCUCAAAAGACACUGCUGUUCAUUGUUGGUGGGGAUGCGUUGUACCCUGAUGUAGAAUCACUAGGUGUACUUAGCCAUUCUUCUGCAGAAGAAGUCAGUACUCCUGUACCCUUCCUGUUGACGCUAAAGAGUCAGAUGAGAAAUGAGGAAUUUGUACCUGCCACUGCCACAAUUUUUGUGUGCUGUGCACGCUCAGUUUCAACAAAUCAGAAAAAGAAUGGAGAGUUUCAAUUUGAGGGCACACAGCAACUGUUGCAAAAGGGUAUCAACAUUGAACCUUCAAAGGCCAUGGUGGAGGCAGGGAUUAAAAAGCCUGUUGUCAUAACCUGGACACCUCCUCAAGGUCACAAUUCCAGCAAAGUUCAGGAAGAAUUAGUAACUGUAACUCUAAGAGGAGAUGUGGUUGAGCAGCAGCAGUUUGUUCUUCACUUGUUGGUGGUGUCUGCCUAAUCUUCCCACAAUAUACUUUACAAGAGCAACAGGAAAACUAUGAAAUGGAAUUCAGGAACUGUUUCACAAGUUCUUCUGUUCCUUAGACGAAAUAUGAUUCUUACCAUAAAGAGCAAAAAACAUUUAAAAUUCCUUUAAGACUAUAAAUGCAGUGCAGUUACAAGUCAUGCAAAUGUAAAAUAGAUGUCUUUAUUAAUCCUUUUUAGGAUAUUGUUUUAUCCGCUAACAGUAACAUGAAAUCAUUUUCCGUAAAUCAUUAACAUUAAAAAGAACAAACUGACUAUAUCCAAUUUAUUUAUACUAGCACUUACAGUCUCUCUUGCAAUUAUUAAAAAUUUGUAUACAUUCUUAUUGCCACUCAAAAUAGGGAUAACACUUGAGAUAAGUUAUACUUAUCUGUAACAUCUCUUCAAAUGUAUAUAAAUGGACACUCUAGAAAGGGGGCAAGCAGCAUGACCAUCUGAAUUCAUCCAAGAGUUGUGUAUCUGGAUUGCAGACAGGAUAAAUAAAUGCAGAUAAUAGGUGGUUUUAGCUCUAGGAAUCUAUACCUACCACUUUUCUCAGUGUGUUGAAUGUGGGUGCGAGUCAUCGGCUGAAGCUACAGUCAGUUUGCAGAUCAAAAUCUUGUCAUACAUUGUCUUGUGUCAUUCUGUCCCCUGCAAACCACCCCUCCUGCUUUUUUAUGUUCAAUUCAUGCCUGACCUGGUUUGCAAUAUUCGCACCAUAGAUGUAUAAAAUAUUUGCAGAAGUUCUAUGUGGACAUUAAAAGACUUUCUGAGACAGUACAAUACAAAGAACACUGAAAGAUUUUUUUUCAUAAUCUAUUUUACAGGCAUUGUGGGUGUCACUGUUAGCACAUUCUUUACCUUCUAUCAUGUAUUUUAUGUUUGAUUGUACAAAUUAUAUUUAUAUUUUAAACAA
Messenger RNA from Pomacea canaliculata, 6029 nucleotides. Its product is annotated as cilia- and flagella-associated protein 74-like. NCBI's taxonomy places the organism in Eukaryota, Metazoa, Mollusca, Gastropoda, Architaenioglossa, Ampullariidae. The transcript is spliced from 44 exons. The record is from RefSeq and is a predicted model, not a curated record. The coding region runs from base 177 to 5108 and encodes 1643 amino acids.